UGAUUUUUGACAAGUCACAGUCAAAAUUAAUCAUUUGAUCAUUUUAACCUAUAAAAUAUAAAAAAUUUAAUAUAUUUAUUUGCAGUUCUAUUUUGUGUACUAAUUUAUUGUAAUUUUUCAUUUGUAAUUUCUUGUAAUUUAAAAAAAAUGGUUUAAACUGAUUCUGCCUAAAAGUCAAGUAAAUACUAGUAAAAUGGGUCAAACAUUAUCCGAACCUGUUACUGCAAAAGACACUGCUUGCUGUCAAGAUUCUUCUUACAGAGUUGGUUCAAGUUGUAUGCAAGGAUGGAGAAUAAAUAUGGAAGAUUCUCAUACCCACAUUUUAUCCUUGCCAGAUGAUCCAAGUGCUGCAUUUUUCGCUGUUUAUGAUGGACAUGGUGGUGCUGAAAUUGCAGACUAUGCUGGGAAGCAUUUACAUAAAUUUAUAGUUAACCGACCAGAAUACAAAGAUGGCGAUAUCGCCGAAGCAAUGAGAAAAGCAUUUCUCGAGUUGGAUUCUCAUAUGCUAGACGAGGAAUCUUUAUUUAAUAAACCAUCUGGAACAACUGCCAUAACAGCUUUAAUAAAAGGUCAGAAAAUCUAUUGCGCUAAUGUGGGAGAUUCUCGAAUAGUAGCCAGCAUAAAUGGUCGAGCAGAAGCCCUUUCAGAGGAUCACAAGCCUUCUAAUCAAGGAGAAUACGAUAGGAUUACCGCCGCAGGAGGUUGGGUGGAUUGUAAUCGAGUUAAUGGGAAUCUGGCGCUAUCAAGAGCUCUGGGUGAUUUUGCCUUCAAAAGAAAUACCGAAAAGUCGGCAGAAGAGCAAAUUGUUACAGCUUUUCCAGACGUUCAAGAACAUAACAUAACAUUGGAUUGGGAGUUUAUUGUGCUAGCUUGCGACGGAAUUUGGGACGUAAUGAAUAACAAAGAAGUGGUUUCUUUUAUACGAGAAAACAUCGCUAGUGGACAUGAACCGGAAGAAAUAUGCGAAGAACUUAUGAUGCGUUGUCUGGCGCCCGAUUGUCAAAUGGCGGGUUUAGGAUGUGAUAAUAUGACUGUCGUGCUUGUAACUUUUCUUCAUGGGGACACUUAUGAAAAAUUGCAAGUCAAGUGCAAGCAAACGCCCGUUAAAGAUGAUAAUACCGCAGACUCGAAAGAUCAAAACAGUUGAGGUCUACUAGUCAGUUAAUUAAUUAGUUAUCGAGUGGAAUGUUAUAAAUAUUGAAUAAAUUAAGUAUUAAUAUUAAUUGAUUUAUUACUACAAUAAAUUAUUGAGAUAUUAGCAAUAAGACAUUAAUUAAAUUUAAGGGUGUUGUCAUUUUUUUGUACAUUUCUCUUAACAUUUUAUAUUUGCAAAUAGAAGAAUCGAGUAUCCGUAUGAAAUAUUAUGUAAAAAUGUAAAGUAUUGUUUAACUCUAGUAUCUAUAUUUAUACAUUUCUAUUCACUAACUGAGAUAAAAAUAAUAAGUAAAUAAUACUAAAACAG
Messenger RNA from Psylliodes chrysocephalus, 1462 nucleotides. Lineage: Eukaryota; Metazoa; Arthropoda; Insecta; Coleoptera; Chrysomelidae. The record is from the annotation of a GenBank genome assembly.